This is a messenger RNA of Cucurbita maxima (winter squash), 1716 nucleotides long. RefSeq lists its product as uncharacterized. The transcript has 2 exons. Gene Ontology annotation, cellular component: Golgi apparatus. The record is from RefSeq and is a predicted model, not a curated record. NCBI's taxonomy places the organism in Eukaryota, Viridiplantae, Streptophyta, Magnoliopsida, Cucurbitales, Cucurbitaceae. Gene Ontology annotation, molecular function: acetyltransferase activity. The coding region runs from base 402 to 1496 and encodes 364 amino acids. Gene Ontology annotation, biological process: carbohydrate metabolic process.
UCCCCCUUGUGUUAAAGCUUUCAUAUAUAGAAACCACCCUCCCGCCACCGCCAUUUCUAAGCUACCACAGGCUGCCGGCGAGACCACAGAUCACCAACGGACGUUUUCGACGAACCCCACUUUGGAUCACAGCCGACGGUACGUAAUUUUUUGUUCUUCCAAAUUGACAGCUUCCUUAUUUUUCAAGCUAAAAACCUUCCCACCAACCGAUUUCAAUUCCUCUUGUUAUUUUAUGGAUCCCCAUCGCAAAGAAAUCGAAGAUUCUUAAUGAACUCAACAAACCCAGAAAAGCCAACAUCCCAAAACUCCGUUUUCUCAUCCAAAUCCACCUCUGAAAUCGGAUCAUUUGGUUCUGUCGAGUGCAUUUUUGUAGUGGGGAAGGUGGAAAUUGGGGUUUUAUUAUGUUAGGCGGUGUUCAAUUGGGUCUUUUAGCUGCGUGUAUUGUGUUGUUUGUGCCGAUGGGAAUGGCGGGUUGGCAUUUGAGCCGCAAUAAGAUGCUGUUCUUCAGCGGUGCCCUUUUCAUCUCUCUCGCUAUCGGUGUUCAUCUCACGCCUUAUAUUCCUUCCGUUUCUGAUUUCGUUACUACUGUUUCUUCUGUCGUCGUUUUCGAUACUCGAGCUUCGUGUAAUUCUCAGUUACAUGAAGUAGUUUGGGAAGUCAAGCAGAGCGAUGAAUUUAACCCUUUGAGUAAUAACUCUGUUAAUUAUGAGAAGUCGUGGAAAUGGGGGAGAUCUGCCCCUGUUAUUGUUUGUGAUUUUCAGAAAUUUGAUCCCAUGGAUGCCGCCGAUUUGCUUAAUGGAUCGUGGGUUGUUGUGGCCGGUGACUCGCAGGCAAGAUUGAUUGCUCUGUCACUGCUGGAUUUGAUUUUGGAUUCUCAACGAAUGGGUGCCAUUAGAGGCGAUCUGUUCAAGCGGCAUAGCAAUUAUCAGAUUGUGAUUGAUGAAUCUGGGAUGAAAUUGGAUUUCAUUUGGGCUCCUUAUGCUUCUAAUUUGACUGAUUUAAUGGCGGAAUUCAAGCUAAAUCUUAGCUACCCUGAUGUUAUAAUCAUGGGAUCGGGGCUAUGGCAUAUGCUUCAUUUUACUAAUGCAUCAGAUUUUCAAUUGUCUUUGGAUUCACUUAGACGUUCUGUUGUUUCACUGAUUCCAUCGACUCCGAAUUUGGAUUCUGAAGCGCCUUUGACGGGCUCUAUCUCAACUAGAACCCCACAUUUGUUCUGGAUUGGAAUGCCAACGCUGAUUAACUCCAUGUUGAACACCGAGGAGAAGAGGAAGAAGAUGACUGAUCUAAUGAAGGUGGCUUAUGAUGAAUCGCUCCGCAAGAGUAAGCUUCUGCGUUCAUCUGGUGGCCCUCUCUUGUUGCUGGACAUCGAAACUUUGAGUUGGAAUUGCGGGGUUCGAUGUACAGUGGAUGGAAUGCAUUAUGACGGUGUUGUAUAUGAAGCUGCCAUUCAUAUUAUGCUUAAUGCUUUGCUUAUUGAAUCUCAUCAGAAGCUAUGAAGAAGGAGGUCGAUGUUCCAUUGAUGCUCGUAGAAGAGUUCGUUUUUGAGGAUUCUCUAACACUACAACAUUCCUAAGAUGAGAGAGAUAUCAGGUGACAAUCUGAUACUCACCAUGGUACUUCAGCAGCAACAUCAGGAUGGCUAAAGAUCUUGGCAGCAGCAGGUCUCUUGUUCGUCGGGAUCGGCUCUCCGGCUGCUGUGUAAGCAUCACAUAAAAC